GUUGCCUCCAUCCGUCUCUAUUUUCGCUACUCCUUCUGCUCUGAGGGCGUUUGGAACGUAUUUGUUUAGCCACAUUUUGCAUACUCAAGUUGACAAAAUGAAGCAAAAUAGUAACGUACCAGCGUUUUUGACGAAGCUAUGGACUCUCGUCGAGGAUCCUGAUACCAAUGAAUUUAUCUGCUGGAGCCAGGAGGGCAGCAGUUUUCUUGUGUUGGAUGAACAGAGAUUUGCAAAGGAAAUACUCCCGAAGUUCUUCAAACACAACAACAUGGCCAGUUUUGUAAGGCAGCUAAACAUGUAUGGAUUCCGCAAAGUGAUGCACAUUGAUACGGGCAUAGUGAAGCAGGAGCGGGACGGCCCCGUCGAAUUUCAGCAUCCUUUCUUCAAGCAUGGCCAAGAUGACUUACUGGAACACAUCAAGAGAAAGGUUUCUGUCUCCAGGCCUGAGGAGAGCAAAAUCAGACAAGAUGAUCUGUCGAAGAUCUUGUCCAGCGUCCAGAAUAUUCACGGCCAGCAGGAGAAUAUGGACUCCCGACUUGCAACGCUGAAAAGGGAGAAUGAAGCUCUGUGGAGAGAGAUAGCCGACCUGCGUCAAAAGCACAACCAGCAGCAGCAAGUUAUAAAGAAGCUGAUACAGUUUAUUGUCACUCUGGUUCAGAACAACCAUGUCCUGAGUUUAAAGCGAAAAAGACCAUUGCUGCUGAACAGCAAUGGGAAGAAAUCCAAAUUCAUCCAGCCAAUUUUCGAUGAGCCUGUCGACCACAACAAGACCCAUGUCAAUGGGUUAAAGAAUCAUUCUGACAUUACUGAUGAUGUCAUCAUCUGCGAUUUAACCGUUGAGGAUUCUGAGGUCACAGAGGAAAUUUCACGAUCUUUUGAUCAAAGGGACGUGGAAAUAGUGGAGGUGCAAGGAGAUGGUGAUGCCGCCAUACUGGUGGAGAGCGCAGUGGACAAGGAAGCAGAAAACUCCCCGGAGACCAUGUGCGAAUACACAGCCAGGAGCUCCACCGAGUUGCCCGAGAGCAGCGGCGCACUGCAGGUCAACUUGCCGUCGAUACUGAGCUUCGAAGACCCAGUCAAAAUGAUGGACUCCAUCCUCAACGAGAGCGGAACCAUCUCGCAGAACCUGAACCUCCUGGGAAAGGUUGAGCUGAUGGACUACCUGGACAGCAUUGAUUGCAGCUUGGAGGAUUUCCAGGCCUUGUUGUAUGGCAAGCAGUUCAGCAUUGACACAGACGUCGUAGGGGAGACGGAGGGUUUGAAAGAGAAUGCGGAAUUGUUAGCUAAAGGAGGGAAGCCAGAAGCUGAUAAUACAGACAAGCAGCUGGUCCAGUACACCACCUGCCCCCUGCUGGCCUUCCUGGAUGGCUGCACCUCCCUGACCCCGGAGCCCGAAUCUCCGGUGUGCGAGCUGGGGGAGGCGCUGCUGGAGCAGGCCACCGGGGACACUGCCGAUGGCGACCUCCUGGAACCGAGCCUGGAGAUGCAGGAGCCUCCACGGAGCAAGCUGAUCCGCUUGGAGCCGCUGACGGAGGCGGAGGCCAGCGAGGCCUCUCUGUUUUACCUGUGCGAACUGAGCCCCGACGGGCCUGGUGUGGAGGCCCCACAGCUGGAGGUCUGAAGGGGGGGGGGGGGCGCCGCGAGGAAUGGACCUUUUGUAUAUAUUCAUCAAAAUGAUGAUCUAUUUAUUUGCCAGUAUCUUUUGGUACAGUUCUGGCCCGGAGUUCACCGAAAAAGAAAAAAAAAGGGGGGGGGAAUAUUCCUUCUUUAGAAGAUACUCUGCUUCAGCCUGGGAUGUAGAUGCCUGUGAGCUUCUUAUCCAAAAAGUUCAUAGUUUGACGGUUAUUGGUUCUGUCUUUUUUUUAUUAUUGUUGUACACUUUUCUUUUCAAAGUCGAGGAGGAACAUUUUCAAAGUCAUGUAUCAGUUACGACUUGAGCAGCACACGUGAUUUUAGAAGUACAGAGAGACGUGUCUGUACUGGAUACCCGCUUCAGUGUGUGGCACUCCUACUCGCAUAGUUGCAUUUUUAGUUCAGAUUCUGCUGAGACAUUUCAUGUGAGUUGCCUGUGAGCUUCUUGUCAUUAUUUCAGACUUGGCAAUAACAAUAAAUGCACAGCAUAACUUCAGA
Molecule: messenger RNA, 2130 nt
Organism: Paramormyrops kingsleyae
Lineage: Eukaryota; Metazoa; Chordata; Actinopteri; Osteoglossiformes; Mormyridae
Gene: hsf2
Product: heat shock transcription factor 2
Biological process (GO): regulation of DNA-templated transcription
Molecular function (GO): sequence-specific DNA binding; DNA-binding transcription factor activity
Source: RefSeq, a predicted model, not a curated record